CGGAUUUCAAUUGAUUGCUCCUUAUCGUUUUUGACCUUGAGGCUGCUAAUUGUUACAAUCUCGAUUAAACUGCGUUUGUAUGCGAAAAACUAUCAUCUGUACUUCAACGUUUUCCAGAAAUAGUUCAAAGUAUUCUGUUACCAGAAAUUCCAUGGAUAAAUCGAGGACUUAAGAGUUCUCUGGCUCAACCAACCUAAAAUGCUUUUGUUGCAAAAAAUACGUGCUAACUUGUUAACUGCAACCCCAAAAUACUUUCCAGAUUUAAUAAUCACUCCUCUGGCCAUUACUGUACUGAAUCAAAGUCACCAAUCGAACAAGAAUCUAUUAAUAAUAAUGUGGAAAAGAUACAGUUUUCGAAGUCUAUGAUGAACAUUGGGAGGUAAACCCAGUUGUUGAGCAGCUUCAUAUAUCUCCUAAAAUGAGGCCCGAAGAAAAUCUGUCUUUUAUACGCAUGGAAAAUCUUUUUGAUAUACCAGAAUUAGUGGAAGCAUUAAAACGUGAAAAUAUCCGAGAUAUUGUUUGCCUAAAUGUGGAUCGUAACUUUCUGGCUCCUUAUAUGGUUAUUGGAAACGGUGUAUCUAAAAGACACAUUCAAAACACUGUUGUCCAUAUACACAAACUGUUAAAAUACAAAUUGAGGAAUACAAGUAUCCCAAUACCAUUGUUCCAGGGAAUCGAUGGAUCCUGCGAGUGGAUAGCUGUCGAUAUGAGCACCAUUUUUCUUCAUUUGUUUCUACCUUCUACAAGAUUAAAGUACGAUUUAGAAUCACUCUGGUGCGCUGGUCCACAAUAUGAUGACCAACUUUUUCAGAAAAACACAGCAGAAUUACCGAAUAGAAACUUUAAUUGGGAACAAUUAUUAUCGGAAAUUCAACAGGCCAAACAAUGUUGACCGAAAUUGAGAGGAAAACUUUACAAAUAUACGUAUAUAUCCACUUUUGAUCAUAUUUCAAAUCAGGCACAGACUCUAUCUGUAUUCGAUGAAGUUUCUAGCGAACUUUUAUUUUAUUAAUUACUAUGUAUAUCUCGUCAGAGUAUUUAAUUUUUCUUUUCGAAUUAAAGACCCAG
This is a messenger RNA of Schistosoma haematobium, 1068 nucleotides long. RefSeq names its product Mitochondrial assembly of ribosomal large subunit protein 1. Gene Ontology annotation, cellular component: mitochondrion. The coding region runs from base 419 to 892 and encodes 157 amino acids. NCBI's taxonomy places the organism in Eukaryota, Metazoa, Platyhelminthes, Trematoda, Strigeidida, Schistosomatidae. Gene Ontology annotation, molecular function: ribosomal large subunit binding. Gene Ontology annotation, biological process: negative regulation of ribosome biogenesis; negative regulation of translation. The transcript is spliced from 5 exons. The record is from RefSeq and is a predicted model, not a curated record.